Lathyrus sativus (Indian pea) is the source of this 3183-nucleotide messenger RNA. NCBI's taxonomy places the organism in Eukaryota, Viridiplantae, Streptophyta, Magnoliopsida, Fabales, Fabaceae. The record is from the annotation of a GenBank genome assembly.
AUGUCUUCGUCUUCCUCCACCAGUCACCCAUGGAUCUACGACGUGUUCAUCAACUUCAGAGGAGAAGAUACUCGCGACAGCAUCGUUUCUCAUCUCUAUGCUGCACUCUCAAAUGCAGGAAUCAACACUUUUAUUGACAACAAGAAUCUUUCAAAGGGAAAGGAAGUUGGACCAGAACUAAAGAGGGCAAUAGAAGGCUCUCAGAUUUCUAUUGUUGUUUUAUCAGUCAACUAUGCAAAUUCUAGCUGGUGUCUUGGCGAGCUGCUACAUAUCAUGGAAUGCCGCAAAACUUAUGGCCAGUUCGUUUUACCAGUAUUUUACGGUGUUGAACCAUCGGCUGUCCGUAGACAGAGUGGUUUACUUAGAGAAGCCUUGAAAGCUAGUGCAAGAAGUGUUGAACUUUCUAAUCCAAAAGGAAAGAAAGAAGAUCUCUUCUACAAGUGGAGGACCGCACUCACUGAAGUUGCGAAUCUAUCUGGCUGGGAUUCCCGAAGUUUCACGGAAGCUAAACUAGUGAAGAAAAUUGUUGAUGACGUUUUGACAAAACUAGAUGUCUCAUUAUUGCCUAUUACUGAAUUUCCUAUUGGAUUGGAUUCCCGGGUGCAAAAAUUGACCCAGAUUAUUGAUGAGAAAUCAAACAAAGUCUGCAUGAUGGGGAUAUGGGGAAUGGGUGGAUCGGGCAAAACAACCACAGCCAAAGCUAUCUACAACAGAAUCCAUCGUAAAUUUGAGGGUAGAACAAGUUUCAUUCAAAGUAUACGAGAGACUUGUGAAAAUGAUAGUCAAAGGAUUGUUCAUUUACAACAACAACUUCUUUCGGAUCUCAAAAUAAACCAGAAUAUUCAUAGCAUUGCUUCGGGGAUAACUAAGAUCGAGGCAGGACUUCGGGGCCAAAAGGCUUUUGUCGUACUCGAUGAUGUGACCAAGCCGGAGCAAUUAACAGCUUUGUGUGGAAAUCCUAAGUGGUUUUGUUCAGGAAGUGUUUUGAUUGUUACAACUAGAAAUGUACGCCUUCUCAAAUCACUCAGUGCUGACCAUGUCUUCACAAUGACGGAAAUGGACGAAAACCAGUCGCUUGAACUUUUUAGUUGGCAUACUUUUCGUCAACCAAGUCCUAGAGAAGAUUUUAUUGAACUCUCUAAAAAUGUGGUUGCUUACUGUGGAGGAUUACCACUUGCUCUAGAAGUUCUUGGAUCUCACUUAUUUGAGAGGACGGAACCGGAAUGGACAGAUACACUAUCAAUAUUAGAGAAAAUUCCCAACAAUGAAGUGCUGCAGAAAUUGAGAAUCAGCUACGAUGGUUUAGAAGAUUAUAAGAAAAAAGAUAUAUUUCUUGACAUAUGUUGUUUUUUCAUUGGAAAGAACAGAGUUGAUGUUACAGAGAUACUUAAUGGCUGUGGACUUAAUGCUGAUAUUGGAAUAGCUAUUCUCAUAGAGCGCAGCCUCAUCAAAGUUGGAAAGAAUAACAAGCUUCAAAUGCAUGAUUUGCUACGAGACAUGGGAAGAGUGAUUGUUGGCGAAGGUUCAGAAAAAGAGCCUGCAAAGCAUAGUCGAUUGUGGUUUCAUAAGGACGUGCUGGAUGUUUUAUCAAAAAAUACUGGAACAGAAACUGUUGAGGGAUUGAUUUUGAAGUUGCAUAGAAAUGACAGAACUCGCUUCAGUACUAAUGCUUUUCAGGAGAUGAAAAAACUGAGGCUUUUAAAACUUGAAGGUGUUAACCUCAAAGGACAUUAUGGAUUAAUUUCCAAAGAAUUGAGAUGGGUUGAUUGGCAACUAUCUUCCUUCAAAUUUAUACCCAAUGACUUUAAUCUGGAAAAUCUAGUUGUUUUGAAAUUAAAAUAUAGCAAUGUUGAACAAGUUUGGCAGAAGACCAAGUUGUUGGAGAAGCUAAAAGUUCUGAAUCUCAGUCAUUCCAAGUACUUGAAACGAACCCCCGACUUUUCAAAUUUACAGAAUUUAGAAAAGCUCAUUAUGAAGGAUUGUGAAAAUUUGUCUGAGGUACACCCGUCCAUUGGGGAUCUCAAGAAUCUUCUUUUGAUAAAUUUGAAGGACUGUACAAGUCUUUCCAAUCUCCCAAGAGAGAUCUAUCAGUUGAUAACAGUGAAAACUCUCAUUCUUUCUGGUUGUUUAAAGAUUGAAAUAUUGGAAGAAGAUAUAAUGCAAAUGGAAUCCUUGACAACUCUAAUUGCAACAAAUUCUGGUGUCAAAGAAGUGCCCUUUUCAAUAUUACGAUUAAAUAGCAUUGGAUACAUAUCACUAUGUGAAUAUGAAGGAUUACGGCAUGAUGUUUUUCCUUCUCUCAUUUGGUCUUGGAUUUCACCAACCAAAAAUUUCAUACCCCGUGUUUCUCCAUUUGGAGGCAACUCAUUGUCUCAUGUUUCGUUGAAUAUAGAGAGUAAUUAUAUGGACUAUCAUUCACCAGUGCUUACCAUCCUUUCAAACCUUAGAUGUGUUUGGGUUCAAUGUCACUCGGAAAUUCAUUUAACUCAAGAACUUCGAAAGUUUGUCGACGCUCUACAUGAUGUGAAUUUUACCAAGUUUGAAACAACGUCACAUGGACCGGACACCUCAAGUUAUUCCUUGAGAUCACUUGUGAUUGGAAUGGGAAGUAACGAAAUAAUCAUGGAUACUCUUCAGAUGAGCCUAUCACAGGGAUUGGCAGCCAGUUGUAUUGAUUCUUUUCUUCCAGGCGACAAUUCUCCUUUUUGGUUAGCCAAUACAUGUGAAGGAUCUUCAGUAAUUUUCCAAGUGCCUGAGGAUAAUCAUUGCGGCAUGACGGGAAUAACUUUAUGCGUACUUUAUUCAUCAACGUCUGGAAACUUGAUAACAGAAUGUCUCACCAGUAUCUUAAUCAUUAAUUACACAAAAUUUACUAUUCAGAUUUACAAUCGAGACACAGUAAUGUCAUUUAACGAUGAAGAUUGGCAAGGCGUGGUAUCAAAUUUGGAUGUUGGUGAUAAGGUGGAGAUUUUUAUAGUUAUUGGACACGGAUUGACUGUCAAAGAGACGGCUGUGUAUCUAGUAUAUCGUCAACCAACUGCAAUGGAAAGCAUUCCAAUUCCUACAGUGGAGGUGCAGACACCACCUGAUGUGAAUACGGAGCCAUUACCUAAAAAAAACAGAAAAAAGUUUAGAAGGUUUGUAAUGAGAGUGGGAAAAUGUUUAUGUAUGAACCAAAAUUGA